CAGAUGUGGGGAGCACACUCCCGUCUGUGGCGAAAGGGCGGCGGUGGUUUGAAGCCGAGAAAGAGGGAGAUGAGGAGGAAUAUGUCGGUGUGAGGACGUCUCUUUGUGCUCACGACAGCGAAACUCAUAUCGCCAGGUGUGUCUCCUCAGCUACCUCCUAGCCUUAUUCUUCUCACCUUUCCCACCACUGUCGAGGUAGCCAUGGCGACCAGUGCACUGCCAAGUGACAACCUGCCAACGUACAAGCUGGUGGUGGUGGGGGAUGGUGGUGUCGGGAAGAGUGCUCUGACCAUCCAGUUUUUCCAGAAGAUCUUUGUGCCGGACUACGAUCCCACGAUAGAGGACUCGUAUCUGAAACACACAGAGAUAGACGGGCAGUGGGCCAUACUGGAUGUGCUGGACACAGCGGGCCAGGAAGAGUUCAGUGCAAUGAGGGAGCAGUACAUGAGGACAGGAGACGGAUUCCUCAUCGUCUUCUCUGUGACGGACAAGGCCAGCUUUGAACACGUCGACCGGUUCCAUCAACUCAUACUACGGGUCAAAGACAGGGAAGCAUUCCCCAUGGUGCUUGUGGCAAACAAAGUUGACUUGGUCCAUCUGAGAAAGAUCACCAACGACCAGGGCCAAGAGAUGGCUGCCAAACACAACAUAACUUAUAUUGAAACCAGUGCCAAGGAUCCUCCAAUGAAUGUGGACAAAGCCUUUCAUGAGCUGGUCCGUGUUAUAAGACAACAGGUGCCCGAGCGAAACCAGAAGAAGAAAAAGAAGAUGAAAUGGAGAGCAGAGCGUUCAGCGGGUACCCACAGGUUCCACUGCGCCAUAUUGUGACCUCCCUCAUCCUGUUUACCAUUCGUAACACCCACACACACAUCCACACGCACGCCCACGUACCUUUGGAUGUCAGGGAACUCCCCAGCAGUGGUUAACUACUGGAGCACAAAAGGGAGGGGGAUGCCUGGAAGGAGGAGUGAAUCUCAAAAUGUGGGACUCUUCACAAAGCCUUUGAAUGAGUGCUGUACCCUCUCUCCUCAAUUUAUGGUUCCUUUUUUAAGGUCUAUAAAUCCCUCCCCUCCUCUAUUCCACACAGAACAGUUUCACAAUGAGGUGUCAUUUAUUUUUUCAUUUCAAAUGAGCCACUAGAUGAAGGAAUCUGGGGGGAAAUGAUAUUGGAACUUUUGUCUUCUUGAAAAAGGACGAAAUAGGGAGGACCCGGCUCAUUUGCGCCUCGUUCUUUUUUUAAGAAGUAACUCCUGACAAAUGGUUCCCACCUUUUAAAUCCUCACACUCCUACGAUAUCUGGAAGAAAAGCACCUGUGUGAUUUUUAGAUAUGUUAUCAUAAGGGCAUAGUGGAAGAACAUGAGUGCUGUUGGUCAAUUUUAGGGAGUCACUAGGCGGUGUCGGCUGGCAAACAGUGAGUGUGGCGGGACACUUUGCCGUCAUGCGAUGCUCUGGUUUGGGGAAUGUCAGUUCAGAGAGGGACGGAAGGAUGUGUCGAAGCAAGCGAAAGAAGGGGACGUGAUUAGAUAACGUGUUUCAUAUCGGUCCACAGGUGAGCUCUGUGGUCAUAUAAGCGCGUGGAAUAAGUGUUUAAAUAUUGUAAUUGUAAAGGAGAGUGAGAUGGGUUAAUGUGGUUACAAUAUAACGUCAACAUAACAGGGUUUAUACCAACACUGAUGUAUCAGCGGCCAUGUUUACAGACUUUAUUAAUGGAUUAUUUCCUCAGCAUAAAAACACACACAAUAUAUCAGAGCCAUUUUUAAGUGUUUGAAAUAAUUAUUUAGGUUGCCUCUUCAGCCAUCAGCAAUGGCACGAGUGCAGUCUUUAUCAGUACUGUACGGACAAUAUCCCUAUUUGUCUCUUUUUUUAAAGUCUUAAAACAAGUUACUUUCCAUGUUUUUGUAUCAAAUAAUAUAGAAAAAAUACAGUUAUAUUUGUGAUAUUAAAACAUAUAAUCAUACGUGGCAAUGUAAACAAAUUCAAUGCUGUUUUACAAAGAGAUCUGUAGGCGAAGAUUAACAAAAUAUAAUAGAAAAGGGAUAAAGUGAGUGGCGUGUUUCAGAUCUGAAGCCGGCUGGAGAAGCUGAUUUGCACUGGCCACUAACCAAAAUAAUGUGAUGUCACUUUAUUUCAAUCUAGGGGGCUUUUUUCAGACCGCACCGCUGAAUUCAGGACAAUGAAUCAUGCUCAGCAAAGGAGAACACUCCUUUUGGAUACAUUCAUACUGUAGCCCUGGGAAUACAUCAGGCUGUGUGUGAGGCUCCGGGGGCUUAAAGCCAUUAAAACCUAGCUAAUUGUAGGAGAAGACACACUCUCCAAGCAACAAGACAUUGAGUAUAUCCAUGUCUGUCGUCGUGAGGUGGAUAGAAAUGUACAAUUGAAUAACCUAUGAAAUGGCUUGUACUGUUAACGCACUAAAAGUUUCGGUGGACAACUUUUUUCUGUCUGGAUGAAUACCGUCUCUUUGAGGAAAUACAUUUUUGCACUUUUAAUACAAUUUCAGACUUUCCUAUUUGCAUGUUGUUUUUUCUGUUCAAAAACCUGUAAGUGAAAUGAAAGGCACAGUAAAAAAAACAACAAAAAAAAA
This is a messenger RNA of Notothenia coriiceps (black rockcod), 2585 nucleotides long. RefSeq names its product ras-related protein M-Ras. Bases 202 to 828 code for a protein of 208 amino acids. Gene Ontology annotation, molecular function: GTP binding; GTPase activity. The transcript has 6 exons. Gene Ontology annotation, biological process: signal transduction. Gene Ontology annotation, cellular component: membrane. The record is from RefSeq and is a predicted model, not a curated record. NCBI's taxonomy places the organism in Eukaryota, Metazoa, Chordata, Actinopteri, Perciformes, Nototheniidae.